AUGCUGGACGUGGACUACCCGCAGUUCGAAGGGUCCCAGUAUGGAUAUACGUAUCCCGGUAGCAGCAUCUAUGAUUUGGAACCUUGCAAGCAAGAACUGUCUUUUCCUCCCUGCAUUGCAGACCCUGAGAGCUCCCCAGAGAGCUGUAUGAACUGGCUAGAGAUGUCGGAGCCUGUCUACGCCGACUUCGAAGCAGGGCACUUGGCCCAACUGCAGAAUGUCCAAGUCUCCUAUUUGCACGGCUCUUACCCCCAGCAUUCCUUGGAGUCGGUCUACAGCCAGGAUGAGAUGAUGCCCUCACAGAACAUGUGUCUUGGGUCCAAGGAGGAGUUUAAUGCUCAGGUCUACAUCCCAUAUGAACACUAUUCUGUUCCUGGGGCCGUCUCCAGCCCGUCUUCUGAGGAAGAGGAAUUCCAUGUGGGCAGCCCAACUCUCGAGGUGUCUGAUAGCGAUUCGGAUGAAAAUCUCUCGCCUGGGUUCGAUCCAGGGUCCCGCCGAAAGCUGCGUCUUUACCAGUUCUUGCUGGAACUCCUGGAGCGCGGGGACAUGAAGGAGUGCGUGUGGUGGGUUCAACGCGACGCUGGCAUUUUCCAGUUCUCUUCGAAGCACAAGGAGGUCCUGGCACACCGCUGGGGGCAGCAGAAGGGGAACCGCAAGAAGAUGACCUAUCAGAAGAUGGCCCGGGCCCUACGCAACUACAGCAAGACGGGCGAGAUCCAGAAGGUGAAGAAGAAGCUCACGUACCAGUUUGGGACCUCGCUGCUGGGCAAGCCGGCUCACUCUUAAGCAGUCCCCCUUUCCGGGA
This is a messenger RNA of Euleptes europaea (tarantolino), 805 nucleotides long. RefSeq names its product Spi-B transcription factor (gene SPIB). Lineage: Eukaryota; Metazoa; Chordata; Lepidosauria; Squamata; Sphaerodactylidae. Gene Ontology annotation, molecular function: DNA-binding transcription factor activity, RNA polymerase II-specific; sequence-specific DNA binding. Bases 1 to 786 code for a protein of 261 amino acids. Gene Ontology annotation, biological process: regulation of transcription by RNA polymerase II; cell differentiation. The transcript has 6 exons. The record is from RefSeq and is a predicted model, not a curated record. Gene Ontology annotation, cellular component: nucleus.